Molecule: messenger RNA, 2363 nt
Organism: Macadamia integrifolia
Lineage: Eukaryota; Viridiplantae; Streptophyta; Magnoliopsida; Proteales; Proteaceae
Product: xylan glycosyltransferase MUCI21-like
Exons: 3
Coding region: 704-2119 (471 amino acids)
Molecular function (GO): glycosyltransferase activity
Source: RefSeq, a predicted model, not a curated record
ACUUGAUAGUUCCCUCCUUAUCGGCCUUUAAAUACUCCUUUUGUUGCCCCUUUGAAAAUUCGUGAUCACGUCCCUCUCAGCUGAUGAGUGCGGACUGCUCUUCGUUACAUGUCUAGAGUCUCUCGAAUUCUGUUGAAACGGUCGCAAAAGAAAAGGAUAUAAACCAAUUUCCUCCUCAUUUCGAUGAUCGCCAAGUCCGUCACAGGCACAGCUACAGUUCCACAACGUGAAAUUCAGUCUUGAUCUUCGAGUUCCUCAGCAACAUGUCUAGAGUCUCUCGAAAUCUGUUGAAACGGUCGCAAAAGAAAAGGAUAUAAACCAAUUUCCUCCUCAUGUCGAUGAUCGCCAAGUCCGUCACAGGCACAGCUACAGUUCCACAACGUGAAAUUCAGUCUUGAUCUUCGAGUUCCUCUGCAGUAUUCUUUCCUUGAUCUCCGCGCGCUCUUUCCUGAAAAAAGUUUCGAUUGACGAUUUUCAGUAAGAUCGUAUUGGUUCAAUCUCAAGAUUCAAAGAGAAUCGGGAGCGCAAUUGAGAAUCUUUUUCAGGUUGCAUGACAGUUAGAGCUUCGCUUUAGAUGUGAUUAGAAGCGGAUAAGGUUGAAGUUUCGAUCCCUUCCAUCUGAGAAGAGAACCGGUUUUCAUUUAAGAAGAGAAGUACUUAUCGAUCGAAGCUCUGAAAGUGUGAAUCAAUCUCAGUUGCAGCCAUGAAAUUGAAAAGAAGCGGUUGGACGACGGUUAUCAUAUGUUUUCUCUUCAUCCUCUUCUGCUCCAUUGAUGAACUCUCUCUUUCAUCGUUCUUGAAAUCAUCAUAUUCUACAACUUCAACCAGUACUCAAGAAGAGAGAAGAAGUCCUCAGAAGCAAGGAGAGCCAGAACGGAGGACAUCGCGGGCCCCACGAGAUUCGCUACCAGUAGACUUAAAAGCCAAUAUACCAGACAUCCAACCAAUCAGCUGUGACCGUUCCAACUAUCGUUACGAUCUCUGCUCUCUCAACGGCCCAACCGUCUUAGACCCAGAUAUCAAUACCCUCUUCGUAUCGGUUUUGGAUAAUAACCCGGAGACCCGACCCAUACAGCAAAACAUCCGUCCCUACCCUCGCAAAUGGGAGAAGAGCGUCAUGGCCGGAAUCGUAGAACUCACCGUCACCUCUGCUCCCGCAUCCGCCCCCGCCCCCGCCUGCGAAAUCCGCCACUCAUCCCCAGCACUUAUAUUCAGUGCCGGCGGCUACACCGGAAACUUCUUCCAUGAUUUCAACGAUGGGUUCAUCCCCCUCUUCCUCACAUCCCGCUCCAUCUCAUCUGAUCGUGACAUCGUCCUUGUCGUCUCCCAUUGCGAAGACUGGUGGCUCAAUAAGUACGCUGAGCUGCUUCGGCAAUUCAGCCGCUACCCGAUCGUCAAUCUCGAUAACACUACCGAUACCCACUGCUUCCCAUCAGCCACCGUGGGGCUUAUAUCUCAUGGUUUCAUGACUGUGGAGCCCUCAUUGUUGCCACACUCGGAAAAUUUCCUUGAUUUCCGAUCACUCAUCGGAGAUGCCUACAGGGAUAUACCAGUCAAUUUGCGCCGCCCGUCAAUAGGGCGGCCCCGUCUCAUUUUCGCGGCACGCAAUGGUGGUGUUGGCCGGGUGAUACUGAACCAAGCUGAAGUUGCAAAGGUAGCUCAGGCUGUAGGAUUUGAAGUGAUACUCUUUGAGCCCAAUCUUUACACAUCUUUGAGCCAAGCUUAUGGGUUGAUCAACGGUAGCCACGCAAUGCUUGGAGUGCACGGUGCAGCGCUUACCCACUCUCUGUUCCUCCGCCCGGGUUCGGUGUUGAUUCAGGUGGUUCCGAUAGGAAUCGAUUGGCUAGCGGAGACAUGCUUUGGGAAGUCAUCGAGGGAUAUGGGUUUGGAGUAUGUGGAGUAUAAGAUAGAGCAGGAAGAGAGUAGUUUAAUUGAUAAGUAUGGAAAGGAUCAUUUGGUGUUGAAAGACCCUAAAGCUGUGGUGAAGGAGGACUGGUUCAACAUCAAGAAAAUCUAUCUGCAGGGUCAGGAUGUUAAGCUGGAUUUGGAUAGGAUUCGAAGUUACUUAAAUAAAGCUUAUGAGAAGGCUAAAAGGUUCAUGGAGAAAGAUGAUUAUUAGAGCUGUUUGUGAAUUGUGACCUCCCUCCCUCCCUCCUUGGCAAUUGGCAUUCCUUAGCUUUGAGCAAUGAUAUACAAAUUCCAUUUUGCGGUUGAGGAUCUGAGCAAAAGAGCAGAGUCCUCAAUUUUACAUAGCUAUAUUUGUAUGUACUGUUAAUAAAAUUGUAAAAUUCUAAUCAUUUCAUUCUUUUGAUUCGAUCAAUGAAGGCCUGAAUGGCAGAUACAUGCUAGCUAUAAUGAACAAA